AUGCUCGACAAUGGGCCUGGACUUUACCUUUACUUUGCUAUAUCAGGCUUGGUGGUAGCUGUGUUAAGCUACUGUCGAAAAUAUUCGCUCAAUCAUUCGCGUCCCCCGCUGCCGCCUGGUCCUACCCCACUUCCAGUACUAGGAAAUGUUCUUAGUGUUGAUUCCGCUCGGCCUUGGCUGAGCUUCAAUGCCUGGCGAUCCACAUAUGGUGACAUCAUUUAUGCUCGUUUCCUCAACAAGCCUGUCUUGGUCGUCAAUUCUGAGGAGGUCGCGAAGGACCUCUUUGAUCGGCGUUCCAGCAUAUAUUCAGAUAGACCCCAGUCAAUUGUUUACGGAGCCUUCGCUUCAGAUUUUAACAUGGGAUUCAUGCCAUAUGGAAACAGGUGGCGCCUUCACCGACGAAUUUUUCAUCAGGCAUUUCAUCAAGCUGUCAUACCUGCUCACCACGAUGUGCAACUCCGUUCCGCCCACAAAAUGUUGUUCAAUCUUCUACAGGACCCUAGCAAUUAUCCAAGCCAUUUUCAGAUGUUUACUUUGACAUUCAUGCUGUCUAUAAUAUAUGACUGUGAAGCGAAAGCUAAGGACGAUCACGUCGUCCACGCCAUUACAAGAUAUGGGGAACUCAUAGUCGAUGGUUUCGCACCAGCUGCUAUGAUGUUAAUGGAAACAUUCCCUUUCCUUUUACAGCUACCUAGCUGGUUUCCCGGUGCCACAUUUAAGCGAGCAUCACUUAAGUGUAUCCAGGCAGGCCAUGAUGUGAAGGAGAUACCCUUCCAGUAUGUCAAAGAGAGGAUGGUAAAGCACCCUGCCAGUAGAGAGGACGACGUCAAUACAACUGCAGUUAAGGAGGCUGCUUCUGUUGCGUUCACAGGUAUUUUGCCCUUGACUCAGACCACUGCCACCUUACUCGUGUUUUUUCUUGCUAUGGUGCUCAACCCAGAAGUACAAGCCAAGGCGCAGGCGGAGAUCGAUCUAGUCGUUGGCAAAGAUAGACUCCCUAAUUUCGACGAUAGACCAGCGUUGCCUUACGUAGAAGCUAUUUUGCGUGAAACACUCAGGUGGCACCCAGUGAUUCCAAUGGGCGUCCCACACGCAACAACAACCAGUGAUGUCUACAAUGGCUAUUUCAUCCCUAAAGGUUGGGCAAUGACACACGAUGCAACGAAAUACCCCAGUCCUGACGAAUUCAAACCGGAAAGAUUUUUCCAAGAUGACGGGUCUCUCAACAGCGAUACUAUGCGUUUAGGCUUCGGUUGGGGUCGCCGUAUUUGCAAUUGGUCAGUGUGGGGACGGCAUGUCGUAGACGCGUCACUCUGGAUCGUGAUCGCAAAUUUCUUGGCGUUUUUCUCUGUCCACAAGGCCCUUGAUGAACACGGCAUGGAGAUCCCGGUCGUUCCGAAGUUCACCACUGGUUUCACAGUGUUUGCGAAUUCCAUCUGUGCCGGAGAGUAG
Molecule: messenger RNA, 1452 nt
Organism: Suillus subalutaceus
Lineage: Eukaryota; Fungi; Basidiomycota; Agaricomycetes; Boletales; Suillaceae
Product: cytochrome P450
Exons: 11
Coding region: 1-1452 (483 amino acids)
Molecular function (GO): iron ion binding; heme binding; monooxygenase activity
Source: RefSeq, a predicted model, not a curated record